AUGUCCAACGGCAGCUCCAUCACCCACUUCCUCCUCCUGGCACUCGCAGACAGGCGGGAGCUGCAGCUCUUGCACUUCGGGCUCUUCCUGGGCAUCUACCUGGCUGCCCUCCUGGGCAACGGCCUCGUCAUCACCGCCAUAGCCUGCGACCACCGCCUCCACACCCCCAUGUACUUCUUCCUCCUCAGCCUCUCCCUCCUCGACCUGGGCUCCAUCUCCACCACUGUCCCCAAAGCCAUGGCCAGUUCCCUCUGGGACACCAGGGACAUCUCCUACUCGGGGUGUGCUGCACAGCUCUUUCUGUUUGUUGUUUUCAGUUCAGCAGAGUGUUGUCUUCUCACUGUCAUGGCCUACGGCCGCUACGUUGCCAUCUGCAAGCCCCUGCACUAUGGGACCCUCCUGGGCAGCAGAGCUUGUGCCCACGUGGCAGCAGCUGCCUGGGGCGGUGGGUUUCUCACUGCUGUGGGGCACACGGCCAGUACGUUUUCAAUCCCCCUCUGCCAAGGCAAUGCCCUGGGCCAGUUCUUCUGUGAAGUCCCCCAGAUCCUCAAGCUCUCCUGCUCAGACUCAGACUACCUCAGGGAAGUUAGGCUUCUGGUGGUUGGUGCCCGUUUAUCAUCUGGGUGUUUUGUUUUCAUCGAGGUGUCCUAAGUGCAGAUCUUCAGGGCGGUGCUGAAGGUCUCCUCUGAGCAGGGACGGCACAAAGCCUUUUCCACGUGCCUCCCUCACCUGGCCGUGGUCUCCCUGUUUAUCUGUACUGGCAUGUUUGCCUACCUGAAGCCCCCCUCCAUGUCUUCACCUGCUCUGGACCUGGUGGUGGUGGCUCUGUACUCCGUGGUGCCUCCAGCACUGAACCUCCUCCUUUACAGCAUGAGAAACCAGGAGCUCAAGGAUGCCCUCAGGAAACUGGCCCAAUGA
This is a messenger RNA of Phaethon lepturus (White-tailed tropicbird), 918 nucleotides long. Its product is annotated as olfactory receptor 14J1-like. Gene Ontology annotation, biological process: G protein-coupled receptor signaling pathway. Gene Ontology annotation, molecular function: olfactory receptor activity; G protein-coupled receptor activity. NCBI's taxonomy places the organism in Eukaryota, Metazoa, Chordata, Aves, Phaethontiformes, Phaethontidae. Gene Ontology annotation, cellular component: membrane. The record is from RefSeq and is a predicted model, not a curated record.